ACAUGAGUGCUAAUAGGGAAAACGAAUUUUCAAACAUGGUGCCAUGGUGUGAUACUGAAAUGUGUUAAUCAAUGUGUACAGUUGCUGUUACUUUAUUCCAGAACUAUAUUACUACAAAAAAUAUAAUCAAUUAGGAAACGGAGUAUGAAACCGAUAAUGCAGACUUUUUCGGACCAUUUAGUUCGGCUUUCAAAAAAAUAAGCCGUUGUGUUCCUGGUCUUAUAAACUGCUAGCGCCUUUUUGUAAGCAUUUCUUUCUACCAGUUAUGUGGAUUUGUGCACAUUUUUUCGAGCUACUAUAAAAUACAUUCUGCAUUCAAUGCAACGUGUAAUCAUCUCAUAGCUCUAUCCCUAACCUAGUUAGUCGGCAGAACAAACGUUGCGUAACUGGAGUACGAAGAAGCCUCCUAAGUGUACUACCAUAGCAGCAUGAACAGGGGCCUUAUUUCUCCCUCUUUCUCUCUUUCUAUUUCUUGUUUUAAUUUUUCACUCAUUUAGUCUUUCUCUCGCUCUCUUGUUGCUGCACACAGAAGAAGGUAGUUUAUGCUUUGCUGGAAAGCACCUUCACCGGAAGUAGUCGCUUUUAAGUUUUGGCAAACCGAAGGAAACGCAUCCUUCAUUAUAACCGGAGUCCAGCAUAGUUUUGUGCAGUUUUGAAUUUCCAAUAUCCGCAUAUUCUUAUUCAAAUAACGAUAACUAAAUGGCAAGCGCGCUAGCUAGGGUGAGAUCACAUGCGCUGAGCAAAGAUAAAAUGUGUUCGUAGGAUCGCGUAUACUAGUUGUAGUCACUAAGAUUGUUGUGGUUUAGUGUUUGCGCGAGUCGGUUUAUACAAAUCGAUCACACACUCAAAAGGGGGCCAGCUGCAUGGCGUAGUAAGUGCGCCGUUCAGAUCCGUAGUGCAGUUGUGCAACUGUGUAAUCACCUCGAUUGCCUCCAACCGCACGCGGUUUAGUGCAGUGUCAGCAUGGGGCUAAACGGCAAGUAGCAUGAUACCUGCGUGAAAAUAUAAGCGGCCGAUUAAAAUGUGUUUGUAUUCGUGUUCGUGUCUAUGGUAGUGUGCCACUCUCCAUCGUAUCUUGGUGGCGAGCAUUGCGACACACUCUCGAUGGCGUACGCGAUUGCCAGUAUAAGCUUCCAUCAUAACGCCAAAUGGUUCUAACUCUUCCGGUUCGCUAAACGUGUAAUCUGAAAACUACAGACGAUUCGUGACGUAAACAGUGCCUGGGUGCAUAAAGUUAAGGCAAACUCACUUAAAUUGAGUGUAAAAUUUUGCAGGCUUUCCAAUACGCAUCUUUUAAACCGAGCAAGUGUGUAAUAAGUGAUGAAACGGAGAUGGGACCUAACCGCAAAGGAUUGUCGUGCAUUCCCGAUACAGUGAAUUGUGAAGGCUAGAAACAGUUAUUGUAGCCAUUUAAAAGUAAGGGAUACGGCUCGAAUCCCGCUUGUGCUUGUGACCCACAGUGAUGGGCAUGACGAAGCAAACGUCGUCUGGUGUCUCCGGCCAUUACUCGGGAAGUGGAGGUCACACCGGUAUGAACAGCAUGGCCACCGGUAGUGGCAAUGCCGAGAAGCAACAGCAACCAUCCUCCAAUUUGCCACAUCAGCAACAGCAGCAGGCGAGCCGUCACGGUCAGGGAAGCAAAGGCCAGACACAGCAUCAGCAGCAUCACCUUCAUCAGCCAUUGCAUGCUCAUCAUCCCCUGCACCACCAUCUACAACAGCAGCAGCAGCAGCAGCAGCAGCAGCAGCAACAGCAACAUCCAACAGCAGGCAAGCUACGUGACAAGCACACCGUGCACUGGUUCCGUAAGGGUCUUCGCCUACACGAUAAUCCAGCAUUACGUGAAGGUGUACGGGGGGCUACGAGCUUCCGGUGCGUUUUCGUGAUCGAUCCCUGGUUUGCCGGUAGCUCUAACGUCGGCAUCAACAAGUGGAGGUUUCUUCUUCAAUGUCUGGACGAUUUGGACCGAAAUCUACGCAAGUUGAACUCGCGCCUUUUCGUCAUACGAGGGCAACCGGCGGACGCUUUGCCCAAGCUAUUCAAAGAAUGGGGUACGACGUGUCUUACCUUCGAGGAAGAUCCCGAGCCCUUCGGCCGAGUGCGAGAUCACAACAUCUCCGAGAUGUGCAAAGAGUUGGGCAUAGAGGUGAUAUCGGCGGCAUCGCACACCUUGUACAACUUGGAACGGAUCAUCGAGAAGAACGGUGGCCGAGCACCGCUUACCUACCAUCAGUUCCAAGCCAUCAUUGCGUCUAUGGAUGCCCCACCGCAACCAGAAACGACGAUCACACUGGAGGCUAUUGGCGGGGCUACCACACCCCUGUACGAUGACCACGACGAUAAGUACGGCGUGCCGACACUCGAGGAACUUGGCUUUGAAACAGAAGCACUCCGUCCGCCGGUUUGGAUCGGCGGAGAAACGGAAGCACUAGCCCGCCUGGAACGACAUCUCGAACGCAAGGCUUGGGUAGCAUCGUUUGGGCGUCCCAAGAUGACACCACAGUCGCUGCUUGCUAGCCAAACGGGACUUUCGCCCUAUCUGCGCUUCGGGUGUCUCAGUACCCGACUGUUCUACUAUCAGCUGACGGAUCUGUACAAGAAGAUUAAGAAAGCGUGCCCGCCUCUGUCGCUGCACGGUCAGCUGCUUUGGCGUGAGUUCUUUUACUGUGCCGCCACCAAGAAUCCCACCUUCGAUAAGAUGGCCGGCAAUCCUAUCUGUGUGCAGAUACCUUGGGAUCGGAACUCGGAAGCGUUGGCAAAGUGGGCCAGUGGGCAGACAGGGUUUCCGUGGAUCGAUGCGAUCAUGACGCAGCUGCGCGAGGAAGGCUGGAUACAUCAUCUGGCCCGGCAUGCUGUUGCUUGCUUUCUCACCCGGGGUGAUCUGUGGAUUUCUUGGGAAGAGGGCAUGAAAGUGUUCGAGGAGCUACUGCUCGACGCAGACUGGUCCGUCAACGCCGGUAUGUGGAUGUGGCUGUCCUGUUCCUCCUUUUUCCAGCAGUUCUUCCAUUGCUACUGUCCAGUGAAGUUUGGCCGAAAGGCUGACCCUAAUGGAGACUACAUUCGUCGGUAUCUACCCGUGUUAAAGAACUUUCCAACUCGCUUCAUUCACGAGCCCUGGAACGCACCGGAGAAUGUGCAGCGAGCGGCCAAGUGUCUCAUCGGUAAAGAUUACCCACUGCCGAUGGUCAAUCAUGCGAUCGCGAGCCGUGCCAAUAUGGAACGCAUCAAACAGGUGUAUCAGCAUUUGGCCAAGUAUCGUAGUCCGGGAGUAUGCUACGAGGGUGAUUGCGUCGAGAAGGGUGGCUCUGCUAUCGCUGGCGUUAUGACGGCCGCCAAAAUGCAGCACAUGAAUGCGAGCAGUAUGAACGAUAGCCCCAGUCCGACCACCAUCCUUACGAGCGUAAACAGCUCGGGUAACUAUAUGUGCCGCAGCAAUCCGUCAGCACAAAGUGAUCCCAAUGCGAAGGUACUCACAUACCAUCCACUAGCGAUGGAUGGACCUACUAGCAUCGAUGGACGGGCACGCAGUGGUAGCGUUGUGAGUGGUUUGGGUACCGGAGAUAAUGCAAAUGAUGGUUCUAGCAACACUAUGGAUGCGAAGGGACGUAUGCUUACAAUGCAGGAGUCAGUACUGCAGCAGCAACAGCAGCAGCAUCAACGCCAACAGCAGCUACAACGACAGCAACGUCACGCGCUCCAGGAUGGACGACCCUCAAACACGGUCCAAGAAGCGUACGGUAAUCUGCCGACGUCCGAUUACGCGUCCCUCAAGACGGACUCGGGCCUCGGGACUAUGAUCCGAGGAGGUAAUCUGACGGGGGGUCGGUUCACCAACUUGCAGGACCAGCUGAGCAACAGCCUGUUGUCGCUCGAGUGUGAAGUUAUGGCGACCAAGCUGGAACCCAACAAUUACGAUUUCGAACGUAACCAGAACAUGUACAAUAGCCAGUUUAAGGUGGAAUACAGUGACAAUUUUAACUCCGGCUACGGGUUGCGUAAUGCCGUGUUCUAUGGGCGCAAGCGCGAGGACGAACAGGAUAAUGAACAGGACGAGGACGAAGGCACCGGUGAUGAUAACAACGAUCAAGAGGAAAGCUAUAACGAUGAAGAUGAUGAUCGAUUGGCGACAAUCGCCAUGUCACCGCUGCAAGACGGCGUUGCCACCCGAUCGUUGGAUCAUUAUCAGCCAGGCGCACCACAAAUUAAGCAGGAAGCAACACCGUUACAUUCGGACAUGUUCCGUGAGCCAAAGCUGCUUAAGGGAUCAUCAUUGCGCACACGCACCGAAGAGCACCAACAGCAGCGAGCUGAGCAAGAAGAACGACAAUGUGAAGAUGUUGUUCGCCCGCAAGCGUCGACGAACGAACACGGAGAGGAUAAGCAUACCAAGCGCUCGGCAGAAUUGCCUUCAAACUCUAUGCUUACCGAUUGUGAUUAUGAUUCCGAGAGUCAUAAGAUGGUGACCGAUUAUUCGCGGCAGCAGCAGCAGCAGCAGCAACAACAACGGCAAAGCGCAGUGCAGUUGCAGAAUGAUCAGCCAAUGCAGGAUACGGCCGCUAAAGAGGAAAAACUGGAUUGUGCGGAUUAGUCAAAUAAGCAUUUGAUUAGGACGGUCCCUUUACUGUGCUUAUCUGAAUGAAUGUCACUUAAUAUUGUAUUUUGCUUGCACACCGAGCCAAAAAUAUAUGUCCAUAGUAUUGAGUAGCCAAAAGUCAAGAGUAAAUAACUUUUAAAAAAUAUUUUGAUGCCAUUUUUUAUUACCAAUUCGCUUUUUAAUUUCCAA
Molecule: messenger RNA, 4783 nt
Organism: Anopheles darlingi
Lineage: Eukaryota; Metazoa; Arthropoda; Insecta; Diptera; Culicidae
Product: cryptochrome-1-like
Exons: 4
Coding region: 1463-4588 (1041 amino acids)
Biological process (GO): circadian regulation of gene expression; entrainment of circadian clock by photoperiod; negative regulation of DNA-templated transcription
Cellular component (GO): cytoplasm; nucleus
Molecular function (GO): DNA binding; FAD binding
Source: RefSeq, a predicted model, not a curated record